Chiloscyllium plagiosum (whitespotted bambooshark) is the source of this 2008-nucleotide messenger RNA. It is a transcript of the gene dcaf17, whose product is annotated as ddb1 and cul4 associated factor 17. Gene Ontology annotation, cellular component: Cul4-RING E3 ubiquitin ligase complex. The record is from RefSeq and is a predicted model, not a curated record. NCBI's taxonomy places the organism in Eukaryota, Metazoa, Chordata, Chondrichthyes, Orectolobiformes, Hemiscylliidae. Gene Ontology annotation, biological process: protein ubiquitination.
AGCUGUCAAUCAGGCGCGCGGGUCCUUCCUGCUCACACUCAGCAUCCGGCUUGAAGACGCGCAGAGUGCAGCCUUUUUUCUACUUUGGUACUGGACCAAAUCAACAGGGGAGAACUGGAUUUCCACUUCACUGUGUCAGAAAUGCUGAUACACAAAACAUAAUCUUAAGAUCCAUUGAAAGGACAUUUGGCAGCCAUCAUGGAUAAUUCAGUCAUCAAACGACCUAUAAAAGCACAUGUUACAAAGAAAUCUAAUAGCAUUUCAUCUUUAAGAAGAAAAAAUAAUUGUUGCAUUUUGUCAGCAAGAGCUCUUGGUUUGUAUGGAAAUGAAGAUGGUUCUGUGCUCAGAAAAAACUUGACUAUCCUCCGUCAGUUAGUAUGUCAGAAAUCUACAACUUUUGAGUGUGUUUGGACAAAACAAUCAAAUUCACCAGUGGUUUAUGAAAAAGGAAGGAUUUACUUUGACAACUACAGAAGUUGUUUUUGUAGCAUUGGUCCUAAGCCAACUUUGUUGUACGAACUACCGAAACUUCACAAGUCUCAGAAAAUUGAGGAUGCAUUACUUUGUGAGUCUCCAUUGGGAGAAAUGUUGCCCAAACCAUCAGACCAUGUACCAUCACUUCUCGCUCUGACUGCAAACAACUGGCUCAUUCGUAUGUCAAUUAAGACUGCAGAAAUUCUAGAAAAAAUCUACCUCUCGUCUCAGUGGAAAUUCAGGUAUUUGACUUGGGACGAUACUCAAGAGACAAUAGUAGCCAAGACUACACAGAAUAAAGUUACAGCUGUAGCUAGAGCGGCUGGAAUUCAACACUCAGUUCUUUUACAUUUAGCUCUGUUCAGAGUUCUACCUCUUACAUUUGUAGGGAUGCUGGCUAUUGAUAAAAAUAUUUUUGGAAACAAUGUAACCGAUGCCACAGUUUCUCAUGGUUUACUCAUUGUGAUGUACAGCAUGGGAUUGGUCAAGCUUUACAGUUUGCAGUGGAUUAUUGAGAAGUUUACACAGAAACAGUGUAUUCUUGGACAACAUUGUGAAUGGAACAACACAACCGGAAUUGUGGGUGCUUCUCCAUUUGGAAUUCCAUGUAAUAUUAAAAUAACAGAUUGUCCGCCUGUCCUAUUUGAAGUAUCUUGUCUUAAAAGUGCACUGCAGAUUGGAGGACAUCCCUGGCAUUAUAUCAUUACUCCUAAUGAACGCAAACAGGAAGGCAUCUACCACAUUUAUUCUUUAAAGGAUAAAAAGCUGGCAGAGAAUGGAAUUCAAGAGAUGCAGUGUUGUUCAUUAGAUACUGAUUGGAUAUAUUUUCAUCCAGAUGAUUCUGGAAGGAUCAUGCACAUUGGACCAACGCAAAUUAAUGUGUUGCAGCUGUCUGAAAAAUCUGAAGGUUUACAGAGAUGGCAAGUUUUCCGAGCCUUUACUAUUUAUUCUGCAAGAGAAAGAGAGGUGGAGAGCUCAGUGAGAGUGACAGCUUAUGGUCGAGUUGUGAAAAGAAGAUUUUCUCAAUUAGACGAUGACAAGUAUGAGACUUUUAAAACAGUAGAAUACGAGGAUGAACUAGAACUGUUGACUGUUUUGGCAGUACCUCCAACAGACACCGAAGAAAAAAUUCAUCUCGAUUUUUAUGACAACCAAUCUGGCAUCUUAAUUAAGAGUGUUCCUUUAAGAGAACCAUGGAAUGUUACCUAUAGCCAUCAAUUGUUCUUCGACAGAGACACUAUUAUACAUAUACAACUGCUGCCACCUCGAACAUUUUGCUGUCAUGUUUACAAAAUGGAUCAACAUAUGGAUGAAGAUGGAGAUUAAAAUAAUGAAUGAUGCAUCCAAGUUUGCUAAUCUGUUACUUAGAAUGAAGAGCCGUUAGAUCUGGCCUUUUAUUUUUCAAUUAACUUCAUUUAUUGCCACUGCACCACUGUAAUGGCAAAGUCUACGAUGAUUAAACUGUGGGGAUACUGAUUCAUAAAAUGGCCAACAAGUAACUUCAGAUGUCAAUAAAAUCUCUUCAAGCAAAAUA